Molecule: messenger RNA, 924 nt
Organism: Mesorhabditis belari
Lineage: Eukaryota; Metazoa; Nematoda; Chromadorea; Rhabditida; Rhabditidae
Source: the annotation of a GenBank genome assembly
AUGCUUUUUGCCGUCUUGGAAAUAUUGGUCUUAUUUUCUUCAGUGCAUUCAUUUUCCUGCUCAUCUGGUUCAGAGCAAUUCCCGCAAGAGAACAAAUGUCUCUACACAAUUGGGGAAAAUCAAUUCUAUUCGGGAGCGUUGCGUGACUGUUUCAAAAAAGGUGGCUCGGUGGUGAAGAUUGGAAACGCUCUCGAGAAUAGUUUCACUUUCAUUAAAUUGGCGCAAUCAAACUUUUCCCAAAUUUCUCCAUACAUUGGCGUCGAAAGAAGCCCCAAUGGAAAUGGCACCUGGAUCUAUUCCGAUGGCACACCGCUCACCUAUAGUAAUUGGGCUCAAGACGAGCCUAAACUCGGAAACGUUUGUGUUGUAAUGGAUCCAUCAAACGGCCAAUGGAAAACGAGCGAUUGCUCAGUGGCUCGUCCGUAUUUUUGUUCUUCUGAAACUGAAAAAACUCCCACUUGCUCACCGGGAUGGAAGUACUUUAACGAAACCGGGUUUUGCUACUAUCUGCAAGAUUUCACCUACUCAGAUGGUAUUCAUUGGCAGCUCUACAACUGGACAACCGCAGAGUCGCUGUGCCAGGGAAUGAAAGCUCAUCUUGUUUCGAUUCAUUCAAAAGCUGAAGACGAUUUUGUCUUUGACCUGAUCGCGUCAAACGUAGCGAACGACACAACAGCAGCAGGACUUCCGUGCAACUGGCAAUGGGCCUGGAUUGGUUAUUAUGGACAAGGAAUUUUGGGCGACAAUAGCACGUGGACUGAUCGAACACGAAUGGAUUACAAUGGAUAUAUGUGGGGAGCCGUUAGUAGUCCAUCAUUUUGGGUGAUGGGGAACGAUCAAUCUUGCUUCUAUCCAAAAUAUUGGGUUCCUCUAUCGUCGAACGGCCGUGAUCCGUACGCACGUUUUGUCUGCAAGAUAAAACCC